This is a messenger RNA of Suillus subaureus, 981 nucleotides long. RefSeq lists its product as uncharacterized. The transcript is spliced from 7 exons. Lineage: Eukaryota; Fungi; Basidiomycota; Agaricomycetes; Boletales; Suillaceae. The record is from RefSeq and is a predicted model, not a curated record. The coding region runs from base 1 to 981 and encodes 326 amino acids.
AUGUCCAAGCCCCUAGUGGACUCGGAAGAUGAGGAAGACGUGGGUAUUCAGCCAUUGUUGGGUGGAGUACCGGAAGUCGUCCUUCCCAGGCUCUCCAAUUCACCUAGAUCACCCCGGGUUCCAACCAAAAAGCCCUUUGUCCCUGCUACAGUGAUUGCUGGCAGUCACCUGGCGGUCAUUGAGCCCUCCCAGCCAACUCCCGAAAGCCCGGUGGAGGCACCCCCAGUCAUUGAUGGAAGUGAUAUUCUCAUUCCCAGACCAUUGAAACAACCCAUGCUAGGUUUGCACCAAGCUCAAGUGGCCCUGUGCAACUUGGUUAGACAAGAGGACCAGGAAUCUGUUACCCUGCCAAAACACAUUCAUGGGUCCUCUACCACCCAGAACACAAGGUCCAGGACACCCUCCAAGGCUCCCUCCAAAGCUCCCCCUGGCUCCCAAUCCAAGGCCUGGACCCACAGUCAGUCUUGUGGCAAGUCCAGAACUCUGGGUGUCACUGCUAUGACAACCCCCAAGACCCAGAUGCAUGGUUGCAGCAAGACCAUCACUGCCAUCAAGGCACCUGCACCUGCACCAGCUCAGAAGUCACCCAAGUUUUCACUUCUGUCAUCAAGUUCGGCAGUCCCUGCUGCAGCACCCAGUCUGGCAGUCCCUGCUGCAGCACUCAACCUGCCCAUGCCGGAUCUCCAUGCCAUGGCAAUUGCGAUUUGGGAUGGCACAGCUUGCAUUGCCAUUCUCGGGGCUCAUGUGGCAGAGCAGGAUGAGAUGAUGACCACACCCCCAAAAUUUGAGGAUGCCUCUGCCAUUGAGGGCCUCCUGUUUGAGUGCAACUGGAUUGUUCAACCAGAGGUUCCAGAUAUGUCCAGCAAAAAUGUGAACCCAGGUGAUCCAGGCAACCUGGUCCCAGAAUAUGAUUCUUCCAAUGACAUGGAUGUUGAGGUGAAGGUUGAAGUGUCUUCUGAGGAGGUUGACAUGGCUACAUAA